Molecule: messenger RNA, 5115 nt
Organism: Spodoptera frugiperda (fall armyworm)
Lineage: Eukaryota; Metazoa; Arthropoda; Insecta; Lepidoptera; Noctuidae
Product: uridine phosphorylase 1
Exons: 9
Coding region: 266-1447 (393 amino acids)
Biological process (GO): nucleotide catabolic process; uridine catabolic process
Cellular component (GO): cytosol; cytoplasm
Molecular function (GO): uridine phosphorylase activity
Source: RefSeq, a predicted model, not a curated record
GCACGCACAGAGCAGUAUCGCAAUGUCGUGGAAUAAAAGUUUUCGUGGAUUCCCAGGCAGCUGUACGCGAACCGUCCAGACAGACUGCUAUUCGCCUUUGGAAAGUCGAUCAAACAAUACGUUAUAACCGUUCGGUGCAGCUCGCGGUGCGACUGUUGUGCUUUUCGUAAUUUAUUAUUAUUAAAAAUACAGCCAGUGAGUGUGUUGUGUAUUCAGAUAUAAUAUUUUUUCUUAUUAUUACCUAAAGCCUUCAACAAAUUGCAAGAUGCCGUGCAAUUGUAAAGUGGAGGAAUCGAGUGCAUCCUCCCAGCAUCAAAACGGAUGCGAGAUGAAUACUCGUCGGAGUUCUGCUGGACAAAACGGCCACCAUCAGCCACAUCGGAAGUCGUUUCAAGAUAAUGGUCACGGGGAAGUGUGGGAGAACUACGCUGAUGAACCUGUAGACCGUGAUACUGUUAGGUAUCCUGAUGGCACGGUGCGUCUGCGGAACCCUAACAUCGAGCUAAUGGACCAAGAUAUAUUAUACCACUUGGCCCUCGGCAGUGGGUCUCACGAUCUUGUUGAAAUGUUCGGGGAUGUUAAGUUUGUGUGCAUGGGUGGCACCCCAAAGCGGAUGGAGCAAUUUGCGUACACAAUCAUGGCGGAGAUUGGACACAAGCUGCCGUGCGGGACUACGCUGCAGGACAUCAGCCAGUUCUCCUACAGGUACUCCAUGUACAAAGUGGGGCCUGUGCUCUGUAUCAGUCAUGGUAUGGGCAUCCCAUCGGUGGGCAUUCUGCUGCACGAGGUCAUCAAACUGAUGUACCACGCGAAGGUGCGGGAUCCUGUGUUCUUCAGGAUCGGCACGUGCGGUGGCAUCGGUUACGAGGGCGGCACUGUUGUCAUCUCUGACGAGGCCGUCGAUGGUGCUCUCAGGAACGUUCUAGAGUUGACGGUUUUGGGUAAGAACAUCCAAAGACCUGCAAAAUUGGACAAGAGGUUGGCGCGUGAGCUGAAGGGCCUCGCUGAUCCAGAGGAUCCUUACGAUACCGUCACCGGCAAGACUAUGUGCACAUACGACUUUUAUGAAGGUCAAGGUCGUCUGGACGGUGCGUUCUGCGAUUUCACGGAAGCUGAUAAGAUGGAGUACUUAGAGAGCAUCCAUAAGUCGGGCGUCGUCAACAUUGAGAUGGAAUCGCUUGCAUUCGCUGCGCUGACGCACCACGCGGGCAUCAAGGCUGCUGUCAUAUGCGUCACUCUGCUCGACAGACUGAGGGGGGACCAGGUUUUAGCACCUAAGGAAGUACUGGAUGAGUGGCAACAACGACCAACGAAGCUUGUGUGCCGUUAUAUCAAAAGAUAUCUUCAGAUGAAGGGUCGGCUGUCCCUGGAUGGACACGGUUCCAUUGCAGUGAAGAGCCCGCGCCGGUUCAAGCUGGUGCAGCAGGAGUCUGAGAACUACGACUAGACUGUGCCCAGCCACCGCCCACCAUGGAAUCUCCUGGACAGCGACGGAAUUGGGCUUGCACUAGUUUGGAGCCAUCUGUGCUGAUCGCUCAAAUGUUUACUACGCUCCAACUUUACCUACUUCUUUAGUUUCUAUUUUAUAUGUUUGUUACUUCACAUCUUCAAAAACAUAUAUUUUUUCGACUACUUUUGAAAGUGUACCAAAAAUCAGGAUAUUUUUAAGUAGGAUCGUUGACGGUUUUGUCAAAAGUAAAGAUUUGGUCAGAAUUAUUUAUGUAGGCACGGAAUCGAAUAUUGCUGUGUAUGUAUUUGUUGGAUAGUGACUCAGGAUGGUGUCAUAAUAUGUUUAUGUUAAAAUUAAAAGAAUAGUAGAAUCACUGUACUGUCACAAGAUUACGUUUUCAUGUAUUACUGUUUGACAUAGACUAUGUUUUAUGCACCCUGCACUACAAUGUUGUUUAGGACAUGCUAUUUACUUACAAGAAUGAAAUAAAAUAAACACGUUAAUAACCGAAUCAUGUUAGGUACUUGUUAUAAAAAGAAGAAAAGCGAAAUUAGUGAGAAGACAAACUGUGCUGAGACAUAUAUUAAUGGGGUAUUUGUGACCUUAAUGUCAACACUUUAUAGCUUAAACGUCUUCGUAUUUGUUAAAUUAUUCCUGUCAGUGUUCUCCAGUUUUUUGCAUACAUAUAUAUGUUACAUUAUAUUUUAUUAUUGAGGUAUUACCAUUGAUGACAGUACCCAAUGUAACGAUGUCAUCAGUUUUCAGAUCAGCUGCCAUUUGUGUAAAAUUAUAGGCAAUGUUUGUUUUUAAACCUAGUUCUUUCUCGUGUGUAAAGUAAAUAAGCUGAGUCACGGUAUGAACGAAUGGGAAUGCGUUGCUAAAUGCUAUGAAUGCAUUAUUUUAAUGUUUUAAAGCUAGGUACAAUUGUACAAAAGUGUUCGUUUGGUUAUGUUGUUGCACAAACUGUAUUAGCGACAAAUGUGAUAAUAUUUGGCAGUAGUGUAAUGUAAGGACCACGACAAACGUUCAGAUUCUUUGUCGGCGAUGUUCGUCCUCCCUCAGACCUUCGCAUUACUUUCACACCUUGCACGGUGACAGUGUUGAAGUUGGACAUGAACAAGUACUCAUUAACAUUCUUGACAGUGGCACUGAAAGGUUGCCUGUGUUAAUGAAAUAUUGUUCUAAUACCACUUGUGACGGAAGUGAAGGUAAACAUGUUAUAUGGCAUUUACUCGUAUAUUAAUAAGUAGGCACCUGCUCAGCCAGCUACCAGUGUCACGCACUGUCACUUAUAUUACUGCACUUGCGCUUACGAAAGUUCACGUGUUAAAACCUCACGUGUACCUAUUUCCAAAGGAGAACUGUUCGUAUCACUUAGUCCGUAGUUAAAUCUGCAUCGCCAUCAGACAAUCGUACGUUUGUUCUAUUGAUUUAUUGUGCUUCCACGAAUGGUUAUUGUUGAUAAUUUAUGCACGAAGCGUUGUCAACAUGCUUUAUAUGUUACAAGAUAUAAGUAUAGAAUAAGAUAUUCCAGUUAUCUACGUUGAUGUAGUUUUCAUAUUAUAAGAUUAUCUGAUAAUAAGAAUGUUAAUCAUUGAAAUUAAUCAGCUUACUAUAGGAUUUGAGAGUAAUUCUUAUUUUUAUUUAUUUAUUAUGAAAAUGACCAAAUCUUAUCUCAGCCCGAUGCGGAUACGUCGGAGAUGUCACUCAGUAACUUGUGCGUUAGGCUAAAGUUCUGCAGAGGUAAGCAAGUUUAUUGUUAAUCAUGAUAGUGUUAAGGCGAACGCUACGAUACGAUAAAAUUAAAUUAUAGUUAAUAAUCAUGAUAGUCCUAAUUAUAGCGUUGUACUAAAUGUAUUUAUUUCAUAUUUAAAUAAUAUUAUACAAUUGUAGUUCAAUUUAUAGAGCUGUUUUGUUGAUGUUCCAAUUUAAACAUAUCUUACUACAUAUAUAUAAUAUUUACUGAAAACUUUUCUAUAAUAGUGUAUUAAACAGCUUCUCACAACAAAAAAUAUCAUCGAAAUGCUUAUCAAUGUCCUAUGUAAGAAAUACUGUUAUCUAUUCAAUAUUAAACUUCGUAUCAAUAUAUUUAAAUCUUUAUCAACAUGAAUUUCUAACGAGAUUCUUUGGUUAUUGCUGUCUAUGUAUUUAUUAUAAAGGAGUGUGUUAAAUUAGACGGUGUAGCUGUUGGGAUAUUCACAGAUAAUGUGGGGUUUGGGUAAUUUUAAUAGAAUGCAUUCGAAGGAAGCCUAAUUAACUACAUAUUAUGUAUCUAAAACUAAUCAGUUGGUUUUAAUGUAAAUAUGACACUUGUAGACUUUGACAGAUUCUAAUUAAGGAAAACGAAAGAAUGUGUUCUCUUAAUGUUAUCUACCAGAUCGCCCAGUGACGCUGCAUCAACUAAUUUAAUACAAACCUUACAUGUUUAUUACUAAAAGUAAGAUGAAACAUUUUUAAACGUGUACACAUAGGUGUGUGGCUUUGUUCCAUGGUAAGAUAUAAUUAUAGCACUGUUGUUAGAUGUUAAUGAAUAUUGUCGGCCAGAAUAUAAAAUGUUAUUCGUUGCAUAUCCCGUGUUAUGUACUGUGGCUGCCGUGGCCACUUGAACCACGUAUCGAAACAUUAUAUCGUAACGAAUUAGGUAGGUACGUAUAUUUUUAUAAAACUAUAUUUAAAUAACGACUUACCUAUCUACUUUGAAUAUCUGUGUAUUAACAUAAUGUUACCUAUGUAUUAUGUAAACAGUGCCGUAUCCCUUGUGUUUAUUUAUAUUAUAUUUGUUCUUCAAUAACUGCUUAUUUAUACAUUCUACUUAAUUUUACCUUAGAAUUUCUGUAUGAAGAGUAUUCCUCAAAUAAUGAAUGCAACGCUACUUGAGUGUUGUUUUUUUAAAUAGGUAUGUAUUGUAUUUGAUGUGGAGAUAUUUGUGUCCAAAUGAGAGCAUGCAUGUCGUAAAGAUGUACGAGUAGUGAUGACUCUGAUGAUUGGGCAAGUGGAAUGGAAACACUGAUGCAUGUUCGUUCAUCAAUAAUAUUUAUCUCAUAAUUGUGUAUCCUUACCUAUUUAUUUACAAUAAUUGAUUAAGUUAACAUAGAAGCGACAGCGAGGCUACAACUGCGACAAGUAUUAAUAAAUUCGUGUACAGAGGAUACAUGGCACCAGAAUUAUGAAUUAAGUAGUACAUACAUAUUAAGAAAACAUCGAGAGUUUCUUUUUAUUAUAUUUCUAUGCUUUAAUUACAACUACGAGUAUGUGGUCACCUCCCAAUGCACCGUAAUAAUUUACAUACAAUUUAUUUAUUACAUCUUCUGGAAGCAAGAUACUAAAGUACAGUUGCACCUAAUAGAACACUAGUUGGUCCAUAAAACAUGACGUUAUUUUUCAAUAUUUUAUAGACCAUGCUCUUUAUGUUCAAAUCUAAAAAAAACUUAGUCCAUCGAAUGGGGCAGACACAGAGGUUUGACAUUUUGUUUUAUGAUCGUUUUAAGUGAUUUUCCGAACAUAAUACAAGUUGAAGGUACUAAAGUGGAACAUAUGGAUUUGCAUUAUAUAUUUAAUCAUUCAGUCUUUAUAAUAGUAAACUGUUAAAAUGUACUUUUAUUGUUGGUUAUUCAUAUAAUUAUGAUAUUUGAUGUAAGUACUUAAUUAAAUGAGCAAGUAAGUUA